Messenger RNA from Trichoderma reesei QM6a, 549 nucleotides. RefSeq lists its product as uncharacterized. The record is from RefSeq and is a predicted model, not a curated record. Gene Ontology annotation, molecular function: acyltransferase activity, transferring groups other than amino-acyl groups. NCBI's taxonomy places the organism in Eukaryota, Fungi, Ascomycota, Sordariomycetes, Hypocreales, Hypocreaceae. The coding region runs from base 1 to 549 and encodes 182 amino acids. The transcript has a single exon.
AUGGCCCCCAUCUCCCUCUCCAUCCGCAAAGCCACACCCAACGACCUCACCCCCAUCCUCACCCUCGUCCGCUCCGCCUACCGCGGCGAAUCCAGCCUCCGCGGCUGGACAUCCGAAGCCACCAUCGUCGACGACCAACGCAUCGACGAAAAGGGCCUCCUCGCCAAAAUCAACGAGCCCAACGGCGCUGUUCUCGUCGCUUACGACAACAGUGAAAACAAACCCGACGACAUCGUCGCCUGCUGCGAACUCCUCAAGCAGAGCGACACGCUCGGCUACUUUGGCCUCUUUGCGGUAAAUCCGCUGCGGCAGGCGGGCGGCAUUGGAAAGUUUGUGCUGGCUGCUGCGGAGGAGUAUGCCAGGAGCACAUGGGGGCUGAGAGAGCUCGAGAUGAGCGUCAUCUGGACGAGGGCUGAGCUGAUUGCGUGGUAUGUGAGAAGAGGGUAUACGGUGACGGAGAAGAGGAAGCCGUUUCCGUAUGCGGAGCUUGUUGGCGGCAAGGCAUUGCGGGAUGAUUUGUAUUUUGUGGUCUUGAUCAAGGCGCUAUGA